Molecule: messenger RNA, 932 nt
Organism: Periophthalmus magnuspinnatus
Lineage: Eukaryota; Metazoa; Chordata; Actinopteri; Gobiiformes; Gobiidae
Gene: pglyrp5
Product: peptidoglycan recognition protein 5
Exons: 4
Coding region: 69-566 (165 amino acids)
Biological process (GO): peptidoglycan catabolic process
Molecular function (GO): N-acetylmuramoyl-L-alanine amidase activity; zinc ion binding
Source: RefSeq, a predicted model, not a curated record
AGGCCACACCUCCACACAAUAUAUAUUGCUAAAGCUGGUUAAGUCAGUUGUCAGACGUGUUUUCAGCCAUGGCAGUGAAUAUUGUUUCCCGUGCGCAAUGGGGAGCCCUUACUCCACGUAAUAUAGACAAGCUGAACUCUCCAGCGAGGAGAGUCAUUAUUCACCACACAGCAACGAGAAGCAGCAAAACUCAAGCAGAGAGUAUCAGCGACGUCCGAAGCAUCCAGAGACACCAUAUGGAAAACCGACAUUUUGAUGACAUAGGAUACAACUUUCUUCUGGCACUGGAUGGCACGGUGUAUGAAGGCAGAGGAUGGGGUGUGGUGGGAGCGCACACCAAGGGCCAUAAUAGUGACUCAGUAGGGAUUGCCUUCAUGGGGAAUUUUACCAGUGAAAGCCCAAGUUCAGAGGCACUAACAUCAGUCAAACGACUCCUUGAGGCUGGAGUCUCCCAAGGUUUUCUUCUUUCUGAAUUUCUCCUGUUCGGGCACCGAGAUCUGGGGAGUACAGAAUGUCCAGGAGUCAACCUCUACUCGGCUCUACCACAACUGAGUUCAACCAAAUAAACUGAAAUUAUAUUCCGUUUAUUAGGUAAACACAUUUUUGAUUGCACAAACUACUUUCUUGAAGCACCAGGGGGUGCUACAACAUUGCACUAAGUGGCAGGUUUUGGGGUCUUCUGACAAGAUUGUAACGCUAAAAUGUAAUAUUUAAAAAAAAGUGUAAUUUGCAUAAUACUGUUAUAAAUCAAGCUAUACUGCAUGGUGUCUUUAAAUGUUUUAAUCUUCACACACAAAAUAUUAGCUGGCACAGUCAUAUUAUAUGUAUCUUAUGUGUUGCCCUUGUAGCACACAUCCAUUGUUAUUGAAACGGUGUAAUCCCUCAUUCACCCAGGAGUGGUUCAAUGUAGAGAAGCUUUUGGCAGGGGAACC